CAAAUGCAAGAACUUUAGGUUUUUCAAUUGACCCAGAGUGCAAAGAGAGAUUUAAGCCUACAAAAAAUUGUAUGAGCAAUUUUCCAUUUCAUCUGCAGCAAAAGCCCCAUGUUAAAUAGGAGUGGGACUAUCUCUAGCUAACCCGCCGAGUCCAAAAAUAAUUAUUCCUAAUUUUUCCACUUUUGGCUUGUGAGUAUAAUUAUUCCUAAUUUUUAUUGACGGAGGUAAAUAUUGCAAAGAAAGAUGUAGAGAAAGUCCUCCAACACUCCGACUCGCACAUACGUCCGCGACGCCAAGGCAAUGGCGACAACACCGGCCGACGUGAAGGAGUACCCGAAUUCGUACGUGUUCGUGGUGGACAUGCCGGGGCUGAAGUCAGGGGACAUCAAGGUGCAGGUGGAGGACGACAAUGUGCUGGUGAUAAGUGGUGAGAGAAAGAGAGAGGAAGAGGAAGAGGGAGCCAAGUACGUGAGAAUGGAGAGGAGGGUUGGGAAAUUCAUGAGGAAGUUUGUGUUGCCUGAAAAUGCAAAUACCGAUGCCAUCUCCGCGGUUUGUCAGGACGGUGUGCUUACUGUUACGGUUCACAAGUUGCCUCCUCCGGAACCCAAGAAGCCCAAGACCAUUGAGGUCAAGAUUGCUUGAAUUAAUAUGGCACAUCAUUCCUAUUGGCCUAUGAUUUUAUAAUGUCCUGUUUUAGAGUCUUUCUUAGCUACUUAUAAUUGGUUUUAUGAGUUGGGUGUUUUUGUUUGUGAGGUGUGUUUUAGGUUUGCUUUCUGAUGUGGAGGUUUAAAUAUUUUAUAUAAAUCAAU
Cornus florida is the source of this 809-nucleotide messenger RNA. RefSeq names its product 17.3 kDa class II heat shock protein. NCBI's taxonomy places the organism in Eukaryota, Viridiplantae, Streptophyta, Magnoliopsida, Cornales, Cornaceae. The record is from RefSeq and is a predicted model, not a curated record. Gene Ontology annotation, biological process: response to heat; response to hydrogen peroxide; response to salt stress. The coding region runs from base 301 to 642 and encodes 113 amino acids. The transcript has a single exon.